GUCUAGGACACUACCCUAGUAUUGUCACCUCCUGGGCACGCAGAAGAACUAGAGCUGAUCUAGGCCUGGGGGUGGUUGCCCCUUCACUUCAGUGCUUACCCAGCCUUUAUCUGCGCUUUUAUGCCAUUCGCAGCAUGGCUUUCAUGAAGUACUCUCGAGAGUGGCUUAUAAAAGAUUUCAAAAAGCUGAGCGAUUCCCAGCAAUCGCUGCCCUUCAAGCUGGGCGCUCAUGUAUGGCGGCUUGAGUUGUACCCCCAUCAAAUUGAGGAGCCACACACGCACCUGUCCGUGUUUCUGCGUUCCCUUGUGGAUGUCGACGGCACCGCCGUGCCGCCAAUGCCGCCGACCAAGUCCAACAUCACUGUGCAAAACUGGUUGAACCCCGAAAACUCCUUCUGCACAGAAGAUGAUUCACCCAGCGUAUUCGCACCGGGGCAGGCCCUGGGCUGGAGGCGGUUGUUACCCCUGAGUAGACUGGCGUCCGGCUUCCUGCGCGCUCGUGACGCCGCGCUGCUCGUCCCAGCAGCAGCUAUCCGGCUGCCAUCAGCAGCAGCAGCUGCAGCAGGCCGCAGAGCGGCGGCGCGCAAGCUGCUGCCUGCACCACCGCUGGUGGCGUGUGUGCGGACCUCCUGGCGCUGCUGGAUGGACGACCCCGGCCCCACCUGUGACCUCACCAUCAUUGCAACAGCAGCAGCGGCGGCGGGCGCGGCGGAAGGGGACAGCGGUGGAGGUGGCAGCGGCGCAGGAACGCAGGGUGAGACGACUGGAGGCAAGGCUACCGGCAGCGAGGGGCAAAAAAAGCGGAAGCGGGGGGCGCUGACGGCGGCUGCAACUGUGACUGCUGCGGGUGCGGGCGCUGCUGCAGCGGCUGGGGGUGCUGGGUGCACGCGCAGCUUCGCCGUGCACCGCGCCAUCCUGGCCGCGCGCUGCCCCUACUUCGCCACGCACUUCGCCAGCGGGCUCGGCGACAGCAACACGUGCGAGCUGCACAUGCCGGACACCGACCCGGACGCGCUGGCGGCGCUGCUGCGCUUCAUGUACGGCGGGGAGCUUCGUGUGGCUUCCCGGGAGCAGGCGCGCAGCUGCCUGGAGUUGGCGGACCGGCUGCUGCUGCCCACGGCGGUGGGGCUGCUGCGAGACCACCUGCUGUCGACCCUGUCCACGGCGGCGGUCGUGGCGGACCUUGUGUGGGCGGCGUGCCUGGCGGAGGGUCAGGGGCAGGAGGAGCUGCUGACGGGGCUUGUGGACUACGCCGCGGAGCAGGAGGCGGACAUGCCUGAGGAGCAGGUGGCGCAGCUAGCUGCCGCGCACCCAGUCCUCAUGGCGCAGCUCUUUAGGGCGCGGGUGCGGGCGGCCAAGCGGCUGUGCACAGCUUCAAGUUAGUGUAGCUGUUGACCGGCACGCAGAUGCAGGCUGUAUCUGAGAUGGGACAUGGUGGCAUGUAGCACCAGGGGAGGGAGCACCUCCCCUGUUUAGCACAGGGCACGGGGGGCUGGCUGCCACUGAUGAUGAGCUGGCCUGGGCUUUGAGGCGACACCAUGCAUGUAGACACCGGCAGAGUGGGCUCGGAGACUACCGGCCUUGCCAGUCGCUUGAACUGGUCGGACAUUUUCCUGCUGGGGCAUUGAAGGUGGCCCGCCCGGGCCAGCCCAUCUUGGUUGCGCGGGUGAACCUGCCGUGUAGUCUUGAACGCUGCGCUUAAUCGUAGUCGUGUCGGCUGACGCGCCCCGGGCGCCCCGGCAUCUGGGCUUUGCCUGACCGCGCGGAAGGGGGACAACUGGCGGGACACGGCAGAUCGGCGGGCAGGCAACAGCUGUCAAAUUUCUUCUUUCUUAUGCACUGCGGUAGCAUACAUGUAAAUCCCGUUAUGU
Molecule: messenger RNA, 1870 nt
Organism: Chlamydomonas reinhardtii
Lineage: Eukaryota; Viridiplantae; Chlorophyta; Chlorophyceae; Chlamydomonadales; Chlamydomonadaceae
Exons: 5
Coding region: 135-1382 (415 amino acids)
Cellular component (GO): ubiquitin ligase complex; cytoplasm
Molecular function (GO): protein binding
Source: RefSeq, a predicted model, not a curated record